UGAGUUUAUACAAAAUGUAUUUUAAUUUUAGCCUACAGUGUUCAGUUACAGCAUGGAAAAAGAAAAUAGUUACAGCACUGUGUGUGCGGCAUGUUUGGAGCACCUUUCCAGUGUAAGGGGAUCUGUUAGAGAUUUAAAGGAACUAUUUAAUAUCAGUUUAAUAUACUGCAAUAGCGCCCUCUUUUGAGGCAAAGCUGUGGCUGGAAAUACCCACAUGUGUGGUCCAUGAUGAUGAGAAGAUUCGAAAAUACGAUUAUUUUGAAUUGAGAAUUUCGUAACUGUGACGAUAUCGUGAUAUUAUUUUGUCGUAUUUUUCGAAUAUUCAACAAUGUAAAAUAUGUCACGGUCCAAAGUAGAGAUUGAUAACUUUAUUAUUUCUUUCAGAAGAAAAGCAAAAAGCGAACAAGAGAUUCAACUACGUGGAUUCCAAUUUGCCACAUUUUACUGGGAAGCUAGGGAGUAUGUUCUUGGUAUAAAAUGGGCACAGAGCUACCUAGCAGUAAAGCACAAUGAUAACAGAGCUCAUAAGGUACUUGGCAACUUGUAUGAGGGGGUGAAGGAUUAUGGCAAAGCAAUUGAUUGUUACAAGAAAUCAUUGGAGUUAAAUGACACUCAAAGAGAAUUGAUACUAAGAAUUGCAUCUCUUGGUUGUACCAUUCCAAAUUAUGAUGUUGAAAAGUUGCGAUAUUGGGUUGAGAGGGCAGAACGAUUCUAUCCCACUCACAUCAAUGUUCAUAAAAUUAAGGAAAACAUUUUCCGACGAUCAGGAAAAUUGCCAGAUUAUGAAAUCUAUCUUCGAAACAAACUGGCACAAAGUAAGGGUGACUACUACCUCAACUGUAAGCUAGUGAAGCUGCUAAUAGAGAUGGAAAGACUACGAGAAGCAGUCGACCACAUUCUGCUGACACAAGACCUGGAGUCUGUUGCAGACCAGCCAAUCUGGUGGGAGAGCACAGUCCACACCUUAGAGAUUUACAUAAAGAGCAUCAGGCAAGGAGAAGAGAAAACUGCUGGUGAGGAGACUAUCAUGGAGAUGCAUAGUCACCUGUUGAUGGCACUUUGCAAGUGGAUCAUGCUUAGCUUAGCUAUGAUGGAUAAACCUCCCCAUAAUGCAGUAGUUCUUCUGAAGGGGCUUGACCAGUGCCUGUUGAGGGCCAACAGCCUCAAAAUGAAUUCUAACUGGGACUAUGUCCUUAACGAGAUGGCAAGCCAACUUUACUACUUGAUGGGCCUUCAUCUGUGCCGCAUGGCUGCUAUGAUAAUUAUCGCUUCUUGCUAA
Molecule: messenger RNA, 1279 nt
Organism: Anneissia japonica
Lineage: Eukaryota; Metazoa; Echinodermata; Crinoidea; Comatulida; Comatulidae
Product: RANBP2-like and GRIP domain-containing protein 5/6
Exons: 7
Coding region: 338-1279 (313 amino acids)
Molecular function (GO): protein binding
Source: RefSeq, a predicted model, not a curated record